AUGAACAGCACGUUCUUCAACAACACAGUGCUAAAGCAUGGGGCGCUGCUCAAUCGCAGCCACGAGCUUGCGGGCACACUGGUCAGCUGCUGCACGGGCAAUGGGAGCGAUGUGGCCGCGAGCGACGGUGGCGGGUCUCUCGUGCUUCCACCGGACGAGCGCAAGCUGUUUGUGACGCGCGUGGUGCAGAUCGCUGUAUUGUGCGUACUUUCUCUUACAGUGAUGUUCGGGAUCUUCUUCCUUGGCUGCAACCUCAUGAUCAAGUCCGAGAGCAUGAUCAACUUUCUUGUGAAGGACCGGAGACCGUCCAAGGACGUGGAAGCGGUGAUGAUCGGACUGAGUUAG
Molecule: messenger RNA, 345 nt
Organism: Chanos chanos (milkfish)
Lineage: Eukaryota; Metazoa; Chordata; Actinopteri; Gonorynchiformes; Chanidae
Gene: rprml
Product: reprimo-like
Exons: 1
Coding region: 1-345 (114 amino acids)
Source: RefSeq, a predicted model, not a curated record